UUUUCUUCCUGGAAUUCUGCAGUGGCGAGAUGGGUUUACCUGGAAACGCGUACCAUAUGUGGCAGGCUCAAACAAUUGGAAGGGCAAGGAGGUUAGGUGGGUUAAAGUUGAUCGUCAGUAGUAAUAACUUGUACACAGUUCUGGGAACAGGAUACAGCGAUCUUAAAUUUUCGUUCGCGUGCAAGGCGCCGUCAGAACUUCAACCGCAGAGGGGACCGCAAAAGCAGCGAGAGAUCUUUCAAACGUCUGUCUACUAUAGUCGUCCCGCGUCUCAAUUGAAAGGCUGUCAAAAGCGACCGACCGAAACCUUCGGAGACGACCCGGUUUCGCCGUCGUUAAAUAACGAGCAGAGUUUAUGGGACUGUCAAGUCAAGUCGUCUGACAACCCUGUGCGUGUCGGGCCUGAUGCGUGGGCUGGUCCGUAGAACCCCUGCCAUAUUUCUUCUCGACUCUUCUACUAAGCUGGCACAGGAGCCAAACUCUGAGGCGGGUUGCUUACAUUCCCCGGUGCAGCGGUAAGCGUUAUGAAAUGCGUGUGGCUCUAGUGGCUCACCGGCUCUCAAGGGGACCCACUGAUGACCUUCAACUUGUUUCCUGUGCCAAGACUCUGAAGUGGCCAACUUUUCCUGCCUUCCUGACCCACAUUUGUGAGUGUGUCACUUCAAGGACUUGUUAAAACGUUGUGCGGUGACGUUAAGGAGGAGUAGGGAUACCCUAACAUGACCGCCGGGACUCCCUCGCCCACUCGCUCGGUGGAGACCGACGCCAGCACCGAGCUAGAUUUACAGCGGAUCGGUAAGACCGUGCAAACUUUACACGCGAGCUGCUGGUACUGGGAAGCAUUGUCGGGGAAGCAGGCGAAGACUAUCCUCCGUUCUCAGGAGGUAGGGACGUUUUUAAUACGAGACAGUGAGAACUGUGCCUUUCUGUUCAGCCUGAGUGUGAAGACUACCCGAGGGACAACUAGCGUCCGGGUUCAGUACAAGAACGGGCAUUUCAAGUUGGACUCGGACGUCAACUCGGAUACGCCGGAAUUUGACUGUGUCCUGAGACUCAUAGACUACUACAGGAGGGACUCUUUACGCGGAGGGGAGAAACAUUACUGGCUGGAGCCGUCGGGGAGAAGAGAAGUCGUGGUGAAGCUGCUCAAACCAUUGAGACACUCCGUGCCAAGUUUGCAGCACCGCUGCCGAACACUGAUAAACCUCUACACGUCUAAGGACGACAUAGGGCAGCUUCCCUUACCUCCAGCGCUCAAACAAUUUCUCAGGGACUAUCCGUACAGUUACUGAACAGUUAACGCAGAGGAAAAGGACUGAAGGCUUCCAAGAUGUUGCACGAAGGCAAAAGUGAAAGUUGUAAAUUUCCUUCCUUUGGGUGUGUGUUUACUUUACACAGUGGCACGGGUAUCGUUCAAAGUACAAUGGCGACGUUGUUAUUGCUGGACACGCUCCAGCGAGUUUUCGGAAGAUUUCCUCUUUGCUGAUGAAUUUGUAAGGAAAGUACGUGAAUGUAUACGUACGUAUAUACGUAUGUGGGGAGAUUAUGUAAAAGCUUAUACGUCAACCGUCUUGCUAUCGACAUGAUUGCCUUUUAAGUCUUCUCGAAAUCGUACUUACGCAAUUGAACGUGCGCAGUGAAAUGUCAGUAAUAUGAAUGUACCGUAUGAUAUGUAAACGUAAUAUAUGAAACCUUUUCUUGA
This is a messenger RNA of Branchiostoma belcheri (Belcher's lancelet), 1702 nucleotides long. Its product is annotated as cytokine-inducible SH2-containing protein-like. NCBI's taxonomy places the organism in Eukaryota, Metazoa, Chordata, Leptocardii, Amphioxiformes, Branchiostomatidae. Gene Ontology annotation, cellular component: phosphatidylinositol 3-kinase complex. The coding region runs from base 720 to 1292 and encodes 190 amino acids. Gene Ontology annotation, biological process: intracellular signal transduction; phosphatidylinositol phosphate biosynthetic process. The record is from RefSeq and is a predicted model, not a curated record. The transcript has a single exon. Gene Ontology annotation, molecular function: 1-phosphatidylinositol-3-kinase regulator activity.